Molecule: messenger RNA, 624 nt
Organism: Nezara viridula (southern green stink bug)
Lineage: Eukaryota; Metazoa; Arthropoda; Insecta; Hemiptera; Pentatomidae
Source: the annotation of a GenBank genome assembly
GCCAGCGAGCUGCCAACAGGGCUAGUUGUUCUUCACCAAAACAUAAACAAUCAAAAUUGAGUUUAUUACUUAUGAAUUCUUAUUUGAGGUUCGAUUUGAGCAGAAUAAUAUCAUAGUAUCAGGAUGAGUCUAAUAUGGGCAGUUUUGUAUUUGAAGGUGAAGAGCUUGUGAUACCAGAGUGCAAAUAUGAAUAUUUGGAUCACACAGCUGACGUUCAGUUACACGCUUGGGGAGAUACUUUAAAAGAAGCUUUUGAGCAAUGUGCUGUUGCCAUGUUUGGUUAUAUGACAGAAUUGGAGUAUGUUGAAGUUAAGGAAACACAUAUAAUUGAAUCGGAAGGAACCGAUGAUUUAAUUUCAUUGUUAUAUCACUUUUUAGAUGAAUUUUUAUUUCUGUUUUCAGCUGAACCAUAUUUUGUACCUAAAUUUAUAAGGAUAUUAGAGUUCGACAGAGAGAAUCUUAAAAUAAAAGCUCAAGGUUUUGGAGAGACAUUCAUGAUCGGUAAGCACCCUCAAGGAGCUGAAGUUAAGGCUAUUACUUAUUCAGCAAUGCAAAUUCAUGAAAAGGAAGAGCAUAGUGAUGUCUUUGUUAUUGUUGAUAUUUAAUAUAUACUGUUGAUUAUAU